Messenger RNA from Zingiber officinale, 1553 nucleotides. RefSeq names its product acyl-CoA-binding domain-containing protein 3-like. Gene Ontology annotation, molecular function: fatty-acyl-CoA binding. The record is from RefSeq and is a predicted model, not a curated record. The coding region runs from base 142 to 1194 and encodes 350 amino acids. Lineage: Eukaryota; Viridiplantae; Streptophyta; Magnoliopsida; Zingiberales; Zingiberaceae. The transcript is spliced from 4 exons. Gene Ontology annotation, biological process: fatty acid metabolic process.
UUUCGCUUCUCUUCUCGUCUCUCCUCUCCUCUUCUACCGAAUUUGAAAGUCCAACCACCGACCUUCUCUCUCUUCGUCUAUAAAUACCAAUGUUUUUCUUCUCACUGCCUUGGAGCGCAAGCCAACGAGGAGGAGAAGGCCAUGGCGGAUCCUUGGUUCAUCAUCUUCCUCUUCUUUGUCAGCGUCUUAUUGCCUAUCGUCGUUGUAUACCUCGCUUACAAGCACGACGAGCCGGUCGGCCCUCCGCGCUCAGCAGAGAUCGGUAAGCCUCCUGUGCCUGCAACCUCAGUUCUUACCUCGUCGUCGCCGCCGCGAUCGGAUCGGCCGCGGAGGAGGCGGCGGGCGAAAAACCAGGAACCGGCUCCCGGCGAUCUAGGGCUCCGACCGCCGGUGCCUCCGGCCGCUUCCACCUCCGUUGCAGGGGCCGAUCGACCGAGUAGGACGAUACGGGGUGGCGCUAAGUCUCUGGGUGAGGCUAGCGCGUCUAGUGGUGUUCCCUCGCCACCCGAUCUCGCUGGACAGAGGGCAAUCAUCCGAGAGAUCGUUGAGAUUGAACUCGAGAAGGAAAUCGCCGAGGGUAAAGUGGGUGCUCCUAGCUCUCGAGAACCUCGUGGAAGGAAAAAAGACAACAGGGUGGAGAUUGGUAGAGGUAAUGAUGAUUUCGUCAAAGAUGAAGUGGAUGCGGAGAAAGAGGGCGAGAUGGCUGUGGAUCUGGAUGAGGGAGAUUUGGAAAGAAAGAGAGAUGCUAGGGCAUUGAGUGAGGAGAGGAGAGAAUCCUGGCUACACUGCGACGAUGAAUGGGAAGGGAUCGAGUUGAGCGAUGUGCAGAAAGUGUUCAGAAUUGCGACCCAGUUUGUUGAUGGAAAGAAGGGCGCGGAAGCAGUGUCGAAACUGAGUAGCGAGUUGCAGAUGCAGCUGUAUGGACUCCGAAAGGUUGCGACCGAAGGUCCUUGCUAUGAGCCACAACCCAUGGCUUUCAAGGUUUCUUCUCGCUCCAAAUGGCAUGCUUGGCAAAGAUUGGGGAACAUGAAUCCAGAGGUUGCCAUGGAAUUGUACACCAGUCUUCUCUCUGAAAAUGUUCCAGAAUGGUUUGCGGAAAAAUUAUGGGAGACUAAAGUAGACCGUGUGUCGGGGAUAGAUCAGCAUGAUCCAAAGGUUUCGUCUGAUCUUAAUACUGAUACGUGGUAUGGCUGAUAUUCAAAUUAUUCCAUUCAAAAUAAUUCCAAUAUCUGAUGACAUGGUUCCCCUCUUUUGGUUGCUCCGACUCGUCAGCUGACUUGUGUCAUGACUAAAAUUUUCAUCUAAGGUGUCACUGGCAAAGUGGAUAAAGGUCUCAGACUAUCUGAAAAGGGCUGGAAGUUGCCACCAUUCAACCAGUUCUCACCCACACGAACAACUUUCUGAAGCAAGCUUCCUGCAUGGGUACCCUUACUUAUCAACUACUUUGAUUUCUUAAUGCACACGUGGCAAAAGGCCACGAGCUCUAAUUUUAUUAUAUAUUUAGUUUGAAAAAUGAUUUUCUAAAUUGUGUUUAUAUAGAAUAUCAUUGUUUA